GAGCUGAGACUGGAGCUGAGACUGGGAUAGUCCGGGUUAGCAAGGAACAGCUGGGUCACGAGGCUUUGUUGUUGUUGUUGUUGUUGUUGUUGUUGACUGCUGAGGCUGAAGCUAACGGUUAGAAGCUGGGCUGCACAGCUAGCAUCUCUAUCCUCCUCCGGCUGCAGACAUCAAGACCGAAGCAUGCCAAGGGAGACAGAGGGAGGAGGAGACAAGGAGUCAAAGGAUGAGAGGACACAGGAGGCUCCUGAGGAGACAGUGAGGAAGAGGGUCCGGGCAAAUACUCCCAGUCCCCACAGGGAGAACACUCCUCAAGCCAGCCCCCCCAGGUUAGUGUCUGUGGAGGAGCUGAUGGAGACGGCUAAAGGAGUCACCAACAUGACUCUGGCCCAUGAGAUCAUGGUCAACCAGGCCUUCCAGGUCAAACCUGCAGAGCUUCCUGAGGGCAGCUUGGAGCGCAAAGUGAAGGAGAUCAUGCACAAAGCCUUCUGGGACUGUCUGGAGGCUCAGCUGAAGGAGGAGCCGCCCGUCUACGGACACUCCAUCAAGCUGCUGGCAGAGAUCAAAGAGACGCUGCUGUCCUUCCUGCUGCCGGGCCACGGCCGCCUCUCCUCCCGGAUCCAGGAGGUCCUGGACCUGCCUCUGAUCCAGCAGCAGGCGGAGAACGGAGCGCUGGACAUCAGCCAGCUGUCCCAGUUCAUCGUUGGGAUGAUGGGCUCGCUGUGCGCUCCCUGCAGGGACGAGGACAUCAACAAGCUGAAGGACAUCUCCGAGAUUGUUCCUCUGCUCAAGGCGAUCUUCUCUGUGCUGGACCUGAUGAAGGUGGACAUGGCUAACUUCGCCCUGACCAGCCUCAGGCCUCACCUCAUGCAGCAGUCGGUGGAGUACGAGAGGAGCAAGUUCCAGGAGUUCCUGGAGAAACAACCCAAUGCCUUAGACUACACUGAGAAGUGGCUGGAGGACACGGUGAGAUGUCUGAGGGAGGAGGACGGUUCUAACGCUGCUUCCUCUGAGCCGUCACUGCUUCCUGUUAACGUCCAUAACCACGCCUACCUACGCCUGCUGAGCUGGGACCACGCCUCAGACCCCUUCCCAGAGACGGUGCUGAUGGACCAGGUCCGGUUCCAGGAGAUGAACCAGGAGAUGGAGCGGUUGGUCCAGCUCUCCUCUCUGCUGCUCAUCGUCUACACCACCACAGGAGAGGCUAUCUCCGGCCUGCCGGGACUCAUGGACACGCUGAAGAACACCAUCAGCGUCCUGCUGGCAGACAUGCACACAGCGUCCUUCAGUGGCCAGGAGGCCUUGGCCUCCAUCGGGGAGAAGCUGUGUGAGGAGCUGAGUGUCUGUCUGAGCCAACAUGGCUUCUCUCCGUUCUCCUCCCAGAGGAGGAACUCUCUGAAGGGUCAGAUCUCUGCUCUGCUCCAGCCGGACCACACCGUCCGCAGGCUGAUGGAGUCUCGGGUCCAGAGCUACCUGCUAGCCUCCCUGGAGUCCAGCCAGCAUCAGACCGCCCCCCCUCUCCCAGGAGGUCUGGUCCCCGUCAGCAGGGAGCUGAAGGAGCUCGCCGUCAGAUUCAGUCGACUCGUCAACUUCAACAAGCUGGUCUUCUCCCCGUUCUACCAGAAGAUCCUCCAGAAGGUCCUGACAGACGGGGAGCGUCCCGCUGCAGGGACGUAGACUCUGAACUGGUCUGUAGUCCUGCAGUUUCCUUCACUAGUACCAGUUAAACGCUGCUCCGCC
Molecule: messenger RNA, 1740 nt
Organism: Centropristis striata (black sea bass)
Lineage: Eukaryota; Metazoa; Chordata; Actinopteri; Perciformes; Serranidae
Gene: tcp11l1
Product: t-complex 11, testis-specific-like 1
Exons: 10
Coding region: 184-1677 (497 amino acids)
Biological process (GO): signal transduction
Source: RefSeq, a predicted model, not a curated record